CUGGGAGAGGGGCUGAGGCCAGGCAUGGAGGAGGAACCAAAGAUGCCUGAGGGGUGAACGGAAAGGAAAGAGGCAGGAAGAAACCCUGAUGGAUACGAAGUGGGUGACGUCCGAGUUGGCGUGGACGGCUCAUCCAGAGACCGGGUGGGAGGAAGUCAGUGGUUAUGAUGAGGCCAUGAACCCCAUCCGAACGUACCAGGUGUGCAAUGUGCGGGAGGCCAAUCAGAACAACUGGCUUCGUACUCAGUUCAUCCAGCGCCAGGACGUCCAGCGAGUCUACGUGGAGCUGAAAUUCACUGUACGGGACUGUAACAGCAUCCCCAACAUCCCGGGCUCCUGCAAAGAGACCUUCAAUCUCUUCUAUUACGAGUCGGAUACAGAUUCUGCCUCUGCCUCCAGCCCCUUCUGGAUGGAAAACCCCUACAUCAAAGUGGAUACAAUUGCCCCCGAUGAGAGUUUCUCCAAGCUGGAGUCUGGUCGCGUGAACACCAAGGUGCGCAGCUUUGGGCCUCUCUCCAAGAAUGGUUUUUACCUGGCCUUCCAGGAUCUGGGCGCCUGCAUGUCCCUCAUCUCUGUCCGUGCUUUCUAUAAGAAAUGCUCCAACACCAUUGCUGGCUUUGCUGUUUUUCCGGAGACCUUAACUGGGGCUGAGCCCACUUCUCUGGUCAUUGCCCCAGGGACCUGCAUCCCCAAUGCAGUGGAAGUGUCUGUGCCCCUGAAACUGUACUGUAAUGGAGAUGGGGAGUGGAUGGUACCAGUUGGAGCCUGUACAUGCGCUGCUGGAUAUGAGCCUGCCAUGAAAGAUACCCAGUGCCAAGCCUGUGGUCCCGGGACCUUCAAGUCGAAGCAAGGGGAAGGUCUCUGCUCACCCUGCCCCCCCAACAGCCGGACGAGCUCUGGGGCAGCGAUGCUCUGCACCUGUCGGAUCGGCUACUUCCGGGCAGACGCAGACUCUGCAGACAGUGCUUGCACCAGCAUCCCAUCCUCUCCUCUCAACGUCAUCUCCAACGUGAACGAGACGUCGCUGGCGCUGGAGUGGAGCGAGCCCCGGGACUCGGGGGGCCGGGAUGACCUGCUGUACAACAUCAUCUGCAAGAAGUGCACCGUGGAGCGCCGGGUCUGCACACGCUGCGACGACAACGUGGAGUUCGUGCCUCGCCAGCUCGGCCUGACGGACCGGCACAUCUACAUCAGCAACCUGAUGGCGCACACCCAGUACACCUUCGAGAUCCAGGCUGUGAACGGCGUGUCCAGCAAGAGCCCCCACUCCCCCCAGUUCGCCUCCGUCAACAUCACCACCAACCAGGCAGCCCCCUCGGCCGUUCCCAGAAUUCAGCUGCACGGCAGUACUGGCAGCAGCAUGAUGCUGUCGUGGACGCCCCCGGAGAGACCCAACGGGAUCAUCCUGGACUAUGAAAUCAAGUACUUUGAGAAGCAGGGCCAGAGUGACGGCAUCGCGAACACCGUCACCAGCCAGCAGAACACGGUGCGGCUGGAUGGGCUGACGGCCAACUCCCUGUAUGUAGUGCAGGUUCGGGCCCGCACCGUGGCUGGCUAUGGCCGGUACAGCCUCCCCGUGGAGUUCCAGACACCUGCAGAAGACGGCUCCAGCGGGAAGAGCUUCCAGGAGUUGCCUCUGAUCGUGGGUUCGGCCACCGCAGGCCUGGUCUUUGUCAUCGCUGUGGUGGUGAUUGCUAUUGUUUGCUUCAGGAAGCAGCGGAGCAGUACGGACUCGGAGUACACGGAGAAGCUGCAGCAAUACAUCACUCCCGGAAUGAAGGUUUACAUCGACCCCUUCACCUACGAGGACCCCAACGAGGCCGUCCGGGAGUUUGCCAAAGAGAUCGACAUCUCCUGUGUCAAGAUCGAGGAGGUGAUUGGAGCAGGGGAGUUCGGGGAGGUCUGCCGGGGCCGCCUGAAGCUGCCGGGCCGGCGGGAGAUCUUUGUGGCCAUCAAGACUCUGAAAGUGGGUUACACGGAGCGGCAGCGGCGAGACUUCCUGAGCGAGGCCAGCAUCAUGGGGCAGUUUGACCAUCCCAACAUCAUCCACCUGGAGGGCGUGGUGACCAAGAGCCGGCCGGUCAUGAUCGUCACGGAGUUCAUGGAGAACUGCGCCCUGGACUCCUUCCUCCGGCUGAAUGACGGGCAGUUCACGGUGAUCCAGCUGGUGGGGAUGCUGCGUGGCAUCGCGGCGGGCAUGAAGUACCUGGCGGAGAUGAACUACGUGCACCGGGACCUGGCCGCCCGCAACAUCCUGGUCAACAGCAACCUGGUGUGCAAGGUGUCGGACUUCGGGCUCUCGCGCUUCUUGGAGGACGACCCCGCGGACCCCACCUACACCAGCUCGCUGCGUCUCUCCCCACAGGGUGGUAAGAUCCCGAUCCGGUGGACGGCUCCGGAAGCCAUCGCCUACCGCAAGUUCACCUCGGCCAGCGACGUGUGGAGUUACGGGAUAGUCAUGUGGGAAGUGAUGUCCUAUGGGGAGCGGCCCUACUGGGACAUGUCCAACCAGGAUGUGAUUAACGCUGUGGAGCAGGAUUACCGCCUGCCGCCGCCCAUGGACUGCCCCACGGCGCUGCACCAGCUCAUGCUGGACUGCUGGGUGCGUGACCGCAACCUACGGCCCAAGUUUGCACAGAUCGUGAAUACGCUGGACAAGCUCAUCCGGAAUGCUGCCAGCCUGAAGGUCAUCGCCAGCGUCCAGUCAGGCGUGUCUCAGCCGCUCCUGGACCGCACCGUCCCGGAUUACACCACCUUCACCACCGUGGGCGACUGGCUCGACGCCAUCAAAAUGGGACGGUACAAGGAGAGCUUUGUCAACGCUGGAUUUGCCUCCUUCGACCUGGUGGCGCAGAUGACAGCAGAAGACCUGCUCAGGAUAGGGGUGACACUCGCAGGACAUCAAAAGAAGAUCCUGAGCAGUAUUCAGGACAUGAGGCUGCAAAUGAACCAGACGCUCCCGGUUCAGGUUUGACCACAGGAAAUUCUGGGACUGGAAUGGACUGAGGGAAUCUGUCGAUAAGAUUCUAGUUUGCGGUGCAGCCCGGCUUCCUGUUUUUCCCCUUUGCGUGGAGCUUCUCGGUCUCUGACAGUCACAUGGGAUGGGAUGCGCCUCCCUGAAUCCAAGGCACUUGGGCCGAGAGGGAGACCAGCCUUGUGUUUGUGUUUCGAACAGAGCCGGCGAUGCAGUCUUCAUAUUGAAGACAGAUUAUCGGAUGAAGACUUCACCCCCUCUUCCUGCCCCAUCACCACUGCUCGCAGCGCCGUGGGUUCAGGAGUUGUUCCGCUUCUUGGAUUUCCUUAACUCCAAAGUCACAAAUGUUCUCCUCCUGCUAUGCGCCUUUUGGAGACACGGGCGCUUGUGGGCACUUGCCCGAGCUCGUGGCCUAGCGAGGGAGAGGGGGUUGUGGGGAUACAAGCAUACACAGCAGCUGCACGACCGUGAAGGGCAUGGAGCAGGGACCGGCCUGGCCUUCUCCUGUGCAGCCCCAGACAAUCAUGUCCCCCUGCUGCCCCCAUACAGGGAUCUGCACUGGAAUGUGUCGGAAGGGAGGGUAUCGGUCCGUUUGGCUCUGGAUGCCGGAACCUGAACCCAGUGAGAUUACUAUGCAGGGAGUUGGACAGACCAACUCCAGAUCUCUCGUCCCUCUUUGUUUUAUGGCCGAAUCAGGACUGCGGAGAAAGGCCAUCAGCGCGAGUUUGCACAGGGACCAGGGGAGCAAAGGCAGCCUUGCUCCUGCUCAGCCAGAGUUCAGAGAGGCGUCGGGGAGGCCAGGCUGAGCUGACUGAAGAGCCUGGCUUCUCCCCAGUCUCAUGUUUUAUGCAGAAGGAGCGGGUCUUGUCAGAGCGCGGCCAUCUCUGCAGAGCCUCCCCUGACGCACGCUGUGAUUGCUGCCAAAAGACUCUCACUUCUGCUUCUUUGACUCUUCCCGGCCGCUCGACUCUUCCCGAGCGAGCGGGAGAGUCCCAGCGCGAGCGUGUGUGCGUGCAUGUGUGUGCGUGUGUGCUGGCCGGCUGGGUGAGGGCACGGGCAGAAUAAAGGCAAUAAGAAUUUUACUUGAGUUUCCUUCGCUCGCUUAGUCUCUGCCGCUGUACAGAACCCAAGAGACACGGAGCACAAGCCCAUUCCUUCCUUUGUACAGGUGUAGUACACCUCUCCCACUCCUGGAGCACGGGGCAUGGUCCUUCCCUGCCCCCAGCCCUGUGCUCCGGCCCCUGGCUGUAAAUAUCACAGGGAGCUGGCAGAAGGGCUGGCUUCACUAGUAUCACCCCCUUCCCUGCCAAUCAGGUGUAGCUGUCCUGCCACCCGAUGCCAUGAUGGUCAUACAGGGUCUUAGCCACUUCCUCAGCUGUGUCCACAAACCCACCAGCUUUCCCGCCCCCCCACCCCGCCCGCCCUUCCUCCCCGCACUGCUUACUAGGGAGCCUUGCCCUGUAGGAGUCCCUAAGGGCAAGGAGAAGGGUACUGUCCCCUGGCCACAGAGGGAGUGAGGGCUAGCAGGACGUGGGGCUUGGGUUUGGGGGUCACACAGGCUUGGCCACGAAGAGCUACACGUAGGGCACUAUAUGGUGCUGGUUUCUAACCCUCUCAGCCUGAACCGAACUGUGCAAAACAAACCUAGAGCCCAAGCCAGGCACGACCAGCCAAGCGGGUGCAGCCAGCGGGCUGGGAGCAGAGCCUCUGUUGCCGGCGCCAGGAGCUCUGCCUGGGCCCAACCCCAAAUUGGAGAAACCGCCCAGGCUGGCUGGGCUUGUCUGACUUUCCUGGCUCCUGAGCCAGGCCCCAUUCUAUCCCGUCUAUUGGCCACUCUUGCUGAUAGCCCUUCUAGACAGACAAAUCCCCUGGGCUUCCCCAGGGAGAGAGCUGUUAGAGACCAUCUUCCCUCUUCCACCCACCUUUGCUCUUCGCUGGAGAACUUCAGUCCUCCAGCAUCCCAGCAUUCCCUUGGGACUACUUAGCCCAAUGUAAGGAGGGGACAACUCGGGUGGAGUGCAGCAACUAGCUACGCCCAUGACUCAGUUAUAAAAUUCAUGCCUGAUCCUCAGCCACCUCUAGGCUUGGAAGGAUUAGAUGUUUAUCGGCAGUGAACAUCGAUUUCACCACAUACACGCAGACCAAUGAAAGAAAUAUUUCCAUGGGUGGUAAUGGCAAUUUACAGAUAGGCAAUAGGAAAAUGCUGCUUGAGAACUCAUUGGACUUCGAUUUAAGGGUAUUUAUACCCUGUAUUUUCACAUGUGAUGUUGACACACACACACCCAUUCUCUCCCAGCUGUGAAAACUUAAAUUGAUAAGUUGGAAAAAAGUUUCAAAAGAAAUCUGGAUAUUAUCAGUCGAAGUGACAACCAAAUACAAAUUGAAAUCUGCCCAGCCUGGCCACCUCCCACGUGGGACAGCUGCCAAGAUGGCUGCUAGAGAAACACGGUGACUUCAAACAGUGGGAGAUGAAGCCGUUCAAGGCAAACGCCCUUCCCCGAGAGCUUCCCGGCACGCUGAGCCAGAGCCAGCUACUUCUGCCCAAACACCAUAGAAGGCUUGGAGUUGGAUGUCUCUUCAGGAGUUUUCUCUGCUCGUCAUGGGGAGUCCUGUCUCUAUACCCCUCCACUCUGCUCUCCUAGCAGCCAGAACUUGGAGAACCCAAAGCUCAUUUUGCCCAGCAUCAGGUGCCGCUGGCUGCUGGUCCAUAUCUCUUGCUGGGAGUGCCUGGGGCGGGGAUGUCUGUCGCAUCAUAACCUUGGCCUCUCUAUUAGUUGCCUCUCUGCACUGUGGUGCUGCUGACUUGACGAUCUCUGCACCAUCCUUGGGAGAGGAGUGUCCCCCAUAGCCUUUGAAAGCUCCAGGGCUGGCAUCAACACGUGCUGCGUGCCAAUAGUUUGAUGGAAACCUGGGUUUUCCUUGCUGCAGUUAAAGCCCAUUUCUGCCUGGUGGGUCUAUGGAGCCUAGUGAGUAUGACUGGGCUUGCUCCUCUCUGACAUCCCUUGAUGUGGAUGGUUCUCCUCCCACCAGUCUGAAUCUCCUGCCUUUUCUCUCAGGUCUUCCACAGAUCCUAGCUUCCUGGAGAUCCAGGUCAGAAGGGGCCAGUAUCAUCUUGUCUGGCCUGAAUAAAGCGGGGGCAUCACCCUAGCACUCCUCAAACCUUAAUCAGGUGUCGCUGUGCUCUGAACUCUCCCCAGUUUGUCCAGAACCGAAUGCGAGGUUGAAUAGCGCCAUCGGUCCACCAUGUUGGGCUGGACGAUCCCCUCCCUCCCUCUUGUGGAUGACGUUCUGUCCUCCAGCUCAACGAGGCAGUUCCAUAGCACCAGUUCUUCCACGGCGGGACCCGCUCUAGCUCCGGGAUCGUGGCCUGUUCUGCUUUGUCUGACUUCUGUUGCGUGGCACUUUGUUCCAGGUUUUGUUUUUUAGCCUCUUCCUUCACUCUAUCAAGCUCAGGCUAUAUUUUAAUUCAGUCCUUCUGAGCGUUUGGGACCCUUACCGUCGUCAGCUGAGUUUCAUUAGAGACCUUGCCUCUUAACUCUCCCGUUCACUGAUGGAAAUAUUGCGUAGGUUUGGUCUCAGCCCAGGGGGAGUCCUGGAUUGCUCCUUGGGAGGGCGUGAAGGGUGGGAAAGGUAGUUCUGUUCCAUUUUUGUACUGGUUCCACUUCCUUUCUCUGGUCCACCGCCAUCUGCUCCGCAUCAGGCAGCUGACUUGAGUCCGGAUAUGCCAUGUGGCAUGAAACGAACGUCCAUUUAAUGGUGCUUUGCUUUUUUUUAAACUCCUUCAAAAGCCCAUUUGCGCUCUGAGGCUGGGCUCUGCAACUGCGACCACUGCUGACAUUGCGGGGGGUGGCACCUGACCCCGGGGCCCAGCUUUGAAACUCCUCGUUUCACAGCCUGGCCCAGAGCAGGGCCUUGUCGGGGCGAGAUGGGUCUGCUGCCGAGUGGAUACGCCCCUGGCUUAACGCUGCCCAGCGCCGGAGGGCCCAGAGUUGCCUAGCAACAGGCUUCCCAGCAGCAGCUGUCAGCACAUGGUGUGGAGUGGGGCAAGCGGAUCCUUUCCAAAAUGGCGUGAAAUGCGCCAUGUGUGUUGGGCUCUUCAGCGGCGCCAUCCCUGUCUGUCCAAUCAGCGUCUUCUCCUGCCCAGGGAAGGAACCAGGCUCCUUUGUGGCCUGGUUUGUUUCUGACAAAGGCAACUUGCCUCUUUGUCCCUUUCCUCUGGGUGCUCCGCAGCGACUGCUCCAGCCGGGAAGCAGGCAGUAGCGUUGAUUGGUCUCUUUCCCUGCACCUCCCUCAGAGCAGGGGCUGUUUGCCGCUUCCCACUCCUGGGAAUGUGUCCGUCCUUGGAGUUCCCAGAAACAGCUGCCAGUAGCUUGGGGACCACAUUGCCUGGGGCCGCCCUUGCAGUCAAGGGUGAAUUGAGAUGGAAACCCAUGAUCCGCGUGAAGUCCCACCCACUGGAGAUGGACGCUAACAGCCCGGAUACACACGGUAUCUGGGCAGCCGGGAGCCUGGUAUCUCUAGUAGCGAACCACCUCAGAGCCUGCACUGCAACCGCGAUGUGAUCGAGAGCUCCGUUCUCCAGGCACACCGGGCUGUGUCCGAUUGGAGCUGGGGGGCCUGGGAUCAUGCAGCCGUCGUGAAGGGCAGAGCGGGGAUCGCAGACGUGAGGGGGUGAAUGCCUGCUACAGAGCUGUGCCUCCCCCCCAUCCCGAUCCCUCCCCAAGCACUGAGCCCUCAAGUCAGCAGAGAGAGAGAGGCAGUAGCAGGGAGGGGAGGGAGAGAGGCCUCAGAAGAAGCUGAGAGCUAGAGAUCUUCCUCUGUUUCAUGGUGUCCCUUAUUCCACCUUGAAUGGCUCUCCCAGUGUGCGUGCCCUACACGGUCUCCCUGGUGCUCAGCCCACUUGCUGUGCUGGGUCCCGUCCUCACAGUGUGCCCCAGCUAACUAAUACAGGACUAAUGCCUGGCCCAGAGGAUUGUCUCGUGCCCUUUCCACAGAGAGGCCAUUGCUGGCACUGACCCACUUGCCGCCUCCUCCCACCACCUUGUUCCCCUGCGCCCGCUGCUGCAGUUCUCCAUUCACUUGGCUCAAUCUCCAGCUGCAGCUCCUGGCAUUUUGGCACAGUUCUCUGCAGCCCCAGUGGUCUUCCGAGUCAGCCGCUCCCUGUAAGGAGGAGUGGGCUCAUUCCGGCCGCCUCUGGUCUUCGCUAGCCCCUGCCUCACCUCUUGAGCUUUCUUUUCUGGGCGGCCGUGUGCUGCCCUGUUCCCUGCAGAGCAAAUGCUCACUCCACAGCCCUGACUGCUCCAGUGAUCCAUCAGGAGAACUUGCUCUGUCUCUACUCCUCACUUCUGCUCUGUCCAUCAGCCCCUUUUCUUAUACAGUCGUCUCCUCUCGCACCAAGUCUGCAUAGAAACACCCCUUCCCCCCCCCCCGAGUCCUGUACUCUGGUCACCCCUUCUUCUGUCUCUGCAUGCUGUAGCUCUGAGAUCUGCAUCUCUGCCUCAUCCUCCCAUGCCGCCUCUGCAGCGGGUCUAGCAAUGAGUCCUGCCAGCUUGGUGUGGGCCAUGGUUCACCUGGCACUCGGAUUCAUUUCUAGAACAGACACGGUGCAUCCUCAGUGCCCGCCGGUUCUUGGUCCUCUCACGCUAGCUGAGCUCGCUCCUGUUGUGAACUAGACAAAUGACUUCCCACUGGCUCUAAAACAAAGUGACCAACACCGUUAGUCCUCUUUGCUGUCUUGACCUGCCCGUGUUCCUCUGCCAUGCAGCCCGGCUGCUAGCGUCACUCCAGCUCUCGCGCUUCUGAUGGGGUGGGAGCCCUAGCUAGUGGGACAGCAUCUGGGACUCCCUACCUGAAGGUGGAUUGGCGGCAGGCCUUGAGGAGUCCGACUCGCUCCCGUACAACUGCAGCAUUCCUGAGCCUGAGUUUCAUAUCCCAGCCCGCCCCCGGCCAGUCCCGUUUCGGCACAGCUUGGUUUGCACCUGUGAUGCUCGGAGGUCUCUCCAGGCGGUGUGUCCCCCACCCCCACCUGGUUCUCCUGUACUGUACCUGCCACCUUUUUUAUAUAUUGAGAUGUAUUUAAUGGUGAAAAAGGAAAAAAAAACAAAAACAAAUGAUGCAAUCAUGCAUUUGUAGAAAUAUUUUUU
This is a messenger RNA of Mauremys mutica (yellowpond turtle), 9117 nucleotides long. It is a transcript of the gene EPHB3, whose product is annotated as EPH receptor B3. Lineage: Eukaryota; Metazoa; Chordata; Testudines; Geoemydidae. Bases 89 to 2974 code for a protein of 961 amino acids. Gene Ontology annotation, cellular component: plasma membrane; neuron projection. The transcript is spliced from 16 exons. Gene Ontology annotation, biological process: cell surface receptor protein tyrosine kinase signaling pathway; axon guidance; protein phosphorylation. The record is from RefSeq and is a predicted model, not a curated record. Gene Ontology annotation, molecular function: ATP binding; protein binding; transmembrane-ephrin receptor activity.